AUGGCAUUUUCUAAAUUGGAUAUUCCACUAAUGGCCCAACACUUUCUAGUAUGUAACACUGAAAAAUGCGAAAGAAACUGUGAGUUCUAUUGCAACCAUUGUCAUCACAGAUUAUGCAAACAAUGCACAGAUGAACAUCGGAGAAGUCCAAAAACCAAGAACCAUGAGGUGGUCCUUUACCAGCAACGAAAACGACCAAUUCCUGUGAAAAAAUGCAAGAUCCACCCAACUAAAGAUAUGGACAUGUUCUGUGAAGAAUGCCAAAGUCCAGUAUGUUCCAAAUGUGCCACACAAGUAGAACAUCGGGGACAUAUAUUUACCGAUUUAGAAUCAUGUUAUGCUAAAAACUUUCAAGAGGAAAUCUCAAAUAUCUACAAGUCCCCUGACGAAUACAUUUCAUCUGAAUUUCAGACGAAUGAUGAUCAAGAGGAGGCGGCAGAAAGUGCUAUGGCUGGAGACGAACCUCCCGAGCUCACUGAUAACCUUGAUGAUUUUUUGCUAAGGCCAGCCCCUCAAGGUCACGUAAUGAAGUGUCGGAUCACACGAGACAAAAAAGGCGUGGAGCGAGGGAUUUAUCCCACAUACUUCCUCCAUUUAGAAAAAGAUGAUGGCAAAAAGGUAUUUUUGCUGGCUGGUAGAAAGAGGAAGAAGAGUAAAACAUCAAACUACCUGAUAUCCACGGAUCCUACAGAUCUGUCCAGGGGAGGUGAGGCCUAUGUAGGCAAACUCAGGGCAAACUUAUUAGGGACCCAGUUCACAUUGUUUGACAAUGGUGACAACCCAAAAAGCAAUUAUGAAAAUGCUAGAAAAGAAUUAGUUGGAAUCAUUUAUGAAACAAAUGUCUUAGGUUUUAAGGGACCCAGAAAAAUGACCAUCAUUAUUCCUGGGAUGAAUUUAGAUCAUGAACGAGUAGACAUCAAGCCAAGAUCUGACAAUGAUGGCUUGAUUGGCAGGUACCAGAGGAAAAAUAUGGAGAAUAUACUGGAACUCCACAACAAGACCCCCGUCUGGAAUGGUGAGACUCAAUCAUAUGUGCUGAAUUUCCAUGGCAGAGUUACUGAGGAAUCUGUAAAGAAUUUCCAAAUCGUGCAUGACAAUGAUGUUGAAUACAUUGUGAUGCAGUUUGGCCGAGUAGCAGAAGACGUGUUUACCAUGGAUUUUAAUUACCCUCUUUGUGCAGUUCAAGCUUUUGGAAUAGCACUGAGUAGUUUUGACAGUAAACUAGCCUGUGAAUAA
Messenger RNA from Saccostrea echinata, 1236 nucleotides. RefSeq names its product tubby protein homolog. Gene Ontology annotation, molecular function: zinc ion binding. Gene Ontology annotation, biological process: protein localization to cilium. Gene Ontology annotation, cellular component: cilium. The transcript is spliced from 8 exons. Lineage: Eukaryota; Metazoa; Mollusca; Bivalvia; Ostreida; Ostreidae. Bases 1 to 1236 code for a protein of 411 amino acids. The record is from RefSeq and is a predicted model, not a curated record.